UCAGUCCGGCUGCUUGUGCGAAUGUGGACGGUCGGCGCGGACGGUUUUCGCGCGUGUAGCGUGCCACCGGAUGACCAAAACGACAUUUCGAAAUUCCAAAUUUUUAUGUGGUCGUUUUCGUCCGCAGAGCGAAGAACGCCAGCAGGGAACUAGUGUAAGAGUGCUGUGAAAAGUGAACGGACAACAAUAAGAGGUGCUCAUCAGUAAAAAAAGCAUCAAAUCGGGUACCAGGUGAAACACAAAUAACACACGUACAAUAAUCGUAAAGUACUGCCGGGCGUUGUGGUGCUCACUGUUCAAUAAAAGCGUUUUAAAGACGACAAAUUGCCGCGCGGUCAUAAUUCUCAAUUAAAUUUUUACCUUCGUCUCUGCGCGCAGUUGCUGCCGGUGUACCGCACACAAUGUAAACCGAAACAAGCGCGUGAGCAUGAGUACCGGCUCGUAAAUCGUAAUCCAUGUGCAAAAAGCUUCCAUUGGUGUUAGUGUGCCGUGCAGUUUGCGAAUAUAAAACACCGCCAACCGAUAGAUUAUAGAUUUUCCCGUGCGGAGCCUCGAAUAAAAAAGAACACAGGAACCAAAACCAGAUCGAGAGCAAAUAGACGUCUAAUUGGAAACCUGGUCACCACCCCUUCGAACCAGGGAGCCAGUUGGACCCUGGACGUGUGCAGCGAUGUGAAUUUCAUGUGUGUCUCAUGUGCGCGGAACUUCACCUGGAGAUUUACGAUUCUGAAAUAAAACGACAUUGGAAGCCGCCUCGCCGUCCGACGGUAAACGACUGGACUAUGGCAGUUGAACGCAGUACAUAAAAAUAGCUUUAUAAACUAGUGCAAUUGGAUUUACUCUUUGGAUUACUUAGUGGAUUACAUAUAAUCAACUCAACUCAUAACCAUUGGAUAUAUUAAGAAAUUUGAUAAAUCUUCAUCACUCUGACAUUUAAGACUCAUUAUUGGAACAUUGGAUACUCGUCAUUCCAAGGAUUAUCUUAAUUAAUUAACGCAUAAACGAAACCUAAAUUGAAGUGAUUUAAUAGCAGUGUGAUCUAAAAUGAUCUUAAGAUAUAAUGUUCACUGCGCGGGCUUAGUCUAACACGUCUAAGCCGUUGUUGCCACGUGGCAAACUGUGAUAAAUCCAGCCAGCAGGCGACUUAAAACCAAGUGACUUUUUCCCGGUAUUGAAUGUGUGAUUCAGCCAACGCCACGAUGGAGAUGAGUUCGUACUUUGCGAAUUCGUACAUGCCGGACAUGCGGAAUGGCGGUGUUGUACCCGCGGAGCACCCGCAUCAGCAUCAACAUUACGGUGCGGCUGUGCAGGUGCCUCAAGGUGGGGUACAGACCGAUCCGAAUUCCUGUGGUGGAGACCCGAGUGUAGUGGGUCUGCGGCAGGGUAUCCCUCCGCAUCACUAUGGUGGUCCACCAACAGGAGGUCAGCCACCUCAAGGUAUGCCCUACCCUCGUUUUCCGCCUUAUGACCGCAUGGAUAUCCGCAAUGCAGGUUACUAUGAAGCGCAACAGCAGCAGAUGGGCCAACAGGGUUACCGACCUGAUAGCCCUACUAGUAUGGCUCACAUGGGCGGCGGACAACCUAACGGCCAUCAAACCCCCGUGGUAUAUGCUAGUUGCAAACUGCAGGCGGCGGCGGUGACGCAAGGUGGGGUAUUAGGACCUACAGGUAGCCCACCGCUGGAUACCACGCAGGGCAUGAACAAUCAUCAUAUGGGUCACCAUAUGCAGGAGCAACAUCCACAGCAGCACCACCAACAGAACCAUCACCAGCAGCAACAGCAACAACACAUGAUGUACGGCCAGCAGGGCGCUAUGCAUCAACAGCAUCAGCAACCGCCGCUACAGCAACAACCGCCCAAUCAACAACCUCCUACCAACACGUCUGCGUCGUUACCCAGUCCGCUAUACCCGUGGAUGAGGAGUCAAUUUGAGAGAAAAAGGGGAAGGCAGACGUACACCCGCUACCAGACGCUGGAGCUAGAGAAGGAGUUCCACUUCAAUCGGUACCUGACGCGGCGGCGGCGCAUCGAGAUCGCACACGCGUUGUGCCUCACCGAACGGCAGAUCAAGAUCUGGUUCCAGAACCGACGGAUGAAGUGGAAGAAGGAGAACAAGACCAAGGGCGAGGGCGGCUCCGAGGGCAACGGUGACGACCUGAGUCCGCAGGGAUCGCCGCAAUAAGACCGCCAAACCAAAACUACUAGCAGUAUGAUCAAGGACUUUCAUGGAGGUUUUUUUUCAAGAAGAAGCCAGCGAUCACGAGUCAAGUCAUAUUCAUCGUUGAGAUGAACAUAGUGCAUUUUUUCAAGUUUAUACAUAGGUUUACUAUUCUUUGAGCCGGAGGAGCAAAGAGAAUCUAGGAAUUGCAUCGAUCGUCACGAAUUCUGGAGCGCGCCUUGGAGGACGGAAAGGAUUGCAAAAACACAGUCAAAACCACACGGACCUCGAGACUUUUAAAACUGUUUAAACAAACUUUAAUUCGACGCCGGCGCGGCGCGAGCGAAGAGUUUAUAAUAAUUUUAAAAAACAAAUUUAAUUAAUUAUAGUUUAUUUAUUUAUCUCAAGAUGUAAUAAUUACGUACGUAUUACGAGCCCACCACUAAAAUAAACACGUUGGAGGUAACGCAGUGUUAUCGCGCGGAAUGGACCAUUGCGAUUGAGGCCAGUGCGACGUGCAAUUAUUCUAAUCUAAAGCAAAAAACUGAAAUUUAAACACAAAUAAUUUUCUCUUUCGUCAUGUACUAUAUAGCUGAAGAAAACUGCUGGAGCACAUGUGUGGAGGAUGAUGAAUAAGAUGGAGUCGAGUCAAGGUCAGUGAUAGACUUUCCAAAAAAAUGAAACAAAAAACACAGCAAACAAUAAAUCGUCCUUUGGCGCGUCCAGGGAUGAGGAAACCAAAUACGUAAUUAAUUUAUUAAUUAAUAAAUACAAGACAUGCGCAUACGUGAAUAGUUUAUUACUUACAUAUUUGUUUUUGACAUUUUUUUGACAACAUUUAUGCAUCGCAGAAAUUUUCGUUCCUAACACAUCACACACACAAAAGAAAACUUGGACUUUCAUAAUCUGUCAUUAAAUGAGAGCCGAAAAGUCCUUCUUAAAUUAAAUUAUUAAUAAAUUUAUAAAGAACGUACGAACAUGUUACACUUAAAUAAGGAUAUAGCAAAUCUGUACAUUUAAACAUAAUACUAAUGGUGUGCAUUCAGAUGGAUGCUGGAGAAUUGAUGAUUUUUAACUGUAAAAAUAUUUAUAUUUGAUUGAUAGAGCGUACUUCUUCCUAGAUAAACAUUGCUUGCACAGCGGAUUACACUUCAAUAUCGUCUGUGCGAUUUUCGGUGUGUACAUAAUUACAAAAAAUUAUUUAAUUUAAAAAACGAACGUGGUGAUAUUGAUGUGCAGCCGUGUUGGGCAAGGAAAAUUUUUUUCCAAACGUUUCAUUGAUUAACACUUCGCAGCUUACACGUCUAAUGUGCAGCUAUGAGAAAAUUUUGAGCAGGAUAUGAAAUAUACGAAAUUGAUUAUAAAUAAAAAUAAAACUUCUUUCUCUAAAAAAAUUAAAGAAAAACUCAAUAAAAAGCACUUUUAUGCCAAAGCUAGAAAUACGUAUAAUAUUAUCUUAUUCUUCUAAUUCUCAAUUUGUAGGAUUCUUUUAAUUGCAUGUAUUUUUUGUUUUUCUGCUGCAGAAUACCGAUUACUUUUGAAACGAAACGAAAUACGUAAUUUUUGGACUUAAAUAAAACUCAGAUACGUAAAAAUACAUUGUAUACUCGUUGAACGUACUCAGACACGUACGAAACAAGUCAUUUUUGUACAUAUUACCAAUAAUAUGAUGAUAUUAAUUAAUUCAUAUGAAGAAGUAUGAUAUAAUAAUAUUUAAAUGAAAACACUAAAUUAGCAGCGCAGCGAUUGGACGUAUUUAUUCAGAAAACUUGUUAAUAUAAGAUUAUUUCAUUAUUAUUUCACUUCUUAGACACAAUGAUAAAAUAAUCUUAUAUAUUGGUAGAAUCAGAAUCAGUACACCGUCAACCAAAGACCAUUUAAUUUUGUUUUCCACAUGGAAACUUAAUGUUUGACUUGAGACAAAUGAAUGUAAUUUUAGUCAAAGAUUAAUUUUCGUACAAUAUUUAUAAACAGGUUUGAAAGCAACUGAUAUACGUAAAACUUGUAUAUAAUUAACUUAUAAACUACAUUUAAGAGAUGAUGAGGAACGACGAACACGAAAGACAGUCCCAAAUAAGAUAAAUAUUGCAAAAUUAAAUGUUGUUCAAAAAAGUUGUAAGAUUUUUACUAAGAAAUAAACUAUUAAUGUAACAAAUCCGAAUAAACGACUAAACGUAACAGAUUCGUUUGAGUAAUACAAAACUGUUGGUUUUGCACACUAUACACUAAAAAUAAAAAUAAAAGACAGGGGCAACCAAACCCGGUGAAACGAGAUUGAAAAGAGCAUGCUGUAUAUUUGUACCUAUAUGGAUAUAUUGAUUAUGAGAAUUAAUUAAUUAACGAAAAAACAAAAAGGAUAAUAGCAUAUAGUUAUUUGUGCUGUGGUGUAAUAAUUAAUAUUUUUAGUAUAUAUUAUAUAUAUUAUUAUGAUUAAACGAAACGUAUUCGUAUCGUAAACACACAAUGCGAGAGAAAAAGUACAUACUUACAUACGUAAUUCAUAAAACAUGAUCAUAAAAAUUGCAAAACAACCACAACAUUCAGAUGCGCGAUGGAAAAUCAAAAUUCUAAUGGUAGGAGUACAUAUUGUAAAAGAUUUUUAAGAAAAACCGAAUGGGAAAUCCAAGAUUUGUUUCAAUAUUGAUUGAUGACGCAAUGAAAAUCCGAAUAAAACAAAAAGUAUUGUAAUAUAUUUGAAGAAUUAAGAGUAAUAAAAAUAUAUAAAUAUUUAAAAAUAA
This is a messenger RNA of Dalotia coriaria, 4897 nucleotides long. It is a transcript of the gene Ptl, whose product is annotated as homeotic protein antennapedia-like. Bases 1176 to 2183 code for a protein of 335 amino acids. The transcript has 4 exons. Gene Ontology annotation, cellular component: nucleus. NCBI's taxonomy places the organism in Eukaryota, Metazoa, Arthropoda, Insecta, Coleoptera, Staphylinidae. The record is from RefSeq and is a predicted model, not a curated record. Gene Ontology annotation, biological process: negative regulation of transcription by RNA polymerase II; anterior/posterior pattern specification. Gene Ontology annotation, molecular function: RNA polymerase II cis-regulatory region sequence-specific DNA binding; DNA-binding transcription factor activity, RNA polymerase II-specific.